GCUGUCAGAAACGAUAUCAUGCUAUUAUAAAUAUAUAUAAAUAUAUAUAAAUAUAUUUUUUGUUUUUCUUUCAAAUAGGAAAACGGUUCCGUUUUGUGAUAGCGGUCAUUGUAUGAUGCUUGUACUUGUAUUUGUGCGUUUUGUGUGAUCCGUUUAGUUAUUUUUAGACAAUCACAAAAUAAGAUGCAAGCAUUGUAAAUGGCAGACUGACGGACAUUUUGUGAUGUGUACAGUUUGUCAAAACAACAACAAAAAAAGAGAAAAAACUUCUUCCACUCGUUCAAAGUUUGUAAUUACGAUUCUUAAGUCAUGGAAAAAAAUGCUGUUGGUUUUUACUUUUUUGUUUUAUAUUUGUUUUUGUUUUUUUUGUUUGUUUGGUUUUUUUUUUUUUUUUAAUAAAAAGCACUACAUUAUUGUGAAUACUUUUGGUGUCUGAUGUUGUGGUUUUCAACCAGAAAAAGGUGAAACAAGGAUGAGACUCUGCAGGCUGGAAAAACCGUCUGAAUUGCUAUGAUGUGGGGAAAAAAGUGAUCUGCGGAAUAUUUAAACCUCGACAACUGUAAAAUAUCUGCCAUGAAUUAAGGAGGACGUUUUGUAUUUACGAUUUAAAAAGAUACAAAAAAAGAGCAGCAACCUCCUGAGCCAUUACCAGCGCUGACCUUUGAUGAUUAUCACUGCACAGGAAAUGUGGAGGUUGACUUCCCUAUGCUUUGUUCUCUUCUAAAUAUGAAGGAAGUCCCACCUGUCAUACGUCAAGUCCCACCCGCUAUUGAGUCUGAAGUCACAUUUAAAGAAGAUGAAGAUUUAAAGCCGGCUGCCUUACCUUUCAGGAGUACUCCAUGUUUAUGCAUUGAGCUGGAAAAUGAUGACCCCAAUUGUACCAGGAAGAUUAAGAUUUCUGGAUGGAAGGUGAACUAUAAGAUCUUCAAAGCCGUACUGAAGAUGCUCCCAUCCAUAACCACCCUACAGUGUAUUCACUUCUGGCAGGCCGCUCUUUCAGAUCCAAUGGUAAUCUCCCUCACAAACACGUCUCUGGGCUCCAACCUUAGAGCUGUGACACUGGAGGGUAAUCCGCUUCUACAGCAUAGCUUCCACCUUCUGCUCACUGAAGACAGCAACCUCAUCCACUUGUCACUGCGGAAUAAUCGGAUCGGAGAAGAGGGGGCUCGUCUGAUAGGUUUGGCUCUCUCGACCUGUAAAUCUGCUAACAAGAACCUCCUGUCACUCAACCUGGCAUUCAACAAUGUUGGGGAUGCAGGUGCCACGCAUAUUGCGCAGGGCCUGAGGCUGAAUAAUACUUUAGUCAUUCUAUCGCUGGCCAACAAUAACAUCGGAGACGCAGGAGCUGCCCAUCUGGCUAUGACACUCGGGGAGUUAACUCUACAACAUGAGGAGAUUGUGGAAAGAAGAAAGAUGAUGCUGCACAAAAUACAGUCUUCUCUCAGGGCGGAUCUGGAGCAAACAGUUGGCGGCCAUCUUUCUGCCAUACACAGCGCUUCAAGCAAAGGGGAGUCCAAGAGCUCAAGCAAAAAAAGGAUUAAAGCUGCAAAAAAAGAUGAAAAAACAGCCGAUACCAAAGUCAAGAAGGGCUCAGAUGGAAAGAGACCUCUAAGCAGAAAUGUGAAAUCUGGAGGCAAAGACAAGAUGUCGUCUCCUCUAGAGGAUAAAUCAAGUUGUAACCUGAUUGAGAAUCAGGGAGAAGCUCUGGAGACAGGAAACCCCCUGCUGGUGCUGUCUGUGCAUCGCAGGGACGGCGUGCUCUACAUGCCUGGAAACACAACGCUCACCUCGCUCAAUCUAGCAGGGAACAAAAUUACAGAGAAGACUCUGCCUCUGUUCCUGGCAUCUCUGGAAAGACAGGAGGAUGUGGGAGGAAACUUGCAGCGUCUCGUUCUGCAGAGAAACCUCUUCCCUGCAGACGCUGAGUGUUACAUAAAGAUAAAAGAAAUGAAGGCCCUGGCAGAUCCUCUGGUCGAACAGAUCUCUGGACCAACGGAAGAGGAGGCGAAGGAAACGUAGUGCUCAACAAAUCUGAUAAAGAAAUAAAUGUUACAGUAC
Xiphophorus maculatus (southern platyfish) is the source of this 2058-nucleotide messenger RNA. It is a transcript of the gene lrrc71, whose product is annotated as leucine rich repeat containing 71. The coding region runs from base 706 to 2019 and encodes 437 amino acids. NCBI's taxonomy places the organism in Eukaryota, Metazoa, Chordata, Actinopteri, Cyprinodontiformes, Poeciliidae. The record is from RefSeq and is a predicted model, not a curated record. Gene Ontology annotation, molecular function: protein binding. The transcript is spliced from 17 exons.